GUGCACUCUGCCCUGGCCAUGCUGGAUGCCAUCGCGCGAGCACCAUCUCUUUCUUCAUCUUGAUCUCUCCAUCUCAUCUCCUCUCGCACGCACUUCUACUCCACGACACUCACGCAGCCCACUCUCGCCCACGCCUCGCUUCUGAAUACUACUCUCGCUACACCACGCCCUCAUCGCCACUCGCAUACCUAGACCAUCCCGCACAUCUCAUCCUACACGUCUACACUCUCACCUCACUCCACUCAACCCACAAAACAACACUACUCAACAUCAUGGGUUUCUUUAAGCGUAACAAGGGCCCCGAGAUCCCCCCCGUCAUGCCCACCCCGGGCCAGCACCAGGCUGUCAACGACCCGUACGCUGCUGGCGGUGGUGGUGGCGGUGGUGGCUUCGGCGGGGGUGGACGGCCGGACCCCUACGCCUCCAGCGGCCACCGCGACCCCUACGCAGGCGUACAAAAGGCGCGUGCUGCCGGCACCGACCCCAACAGCAUCUACGGUAUCCAGCGUGGCCAGCCUCCGCAAGACCCCGAGAACGACGCCAACCGUGAAGCACUCUUCGGCGGCUUCAACGGCGGCGGCCAGCGACAGACGCAGCAGCGCAAGUACGGAUACGAGGGCCGCGAGCAGGAGGAGGACUUUGACGAGGACGAUGAGAUCGAGGGUAUCCGGCAGGGCAUGCGCGAGACCAAGAUGGACUCGCUUGCGUCGACGCGGAACGCCCUACGCCUGGCGCGCGAGGCCGAAGAGAAUGCGCACGGCACCAUUGCGCGACUGGCCGACCAGUCCGAGUCGCUCGCCAACUCGGAGCGCCACCUUGACAUGGCCAAGGCCAACUCGCAGCGUGCCGAGGACAAGGCGUCAGAACUCAAGCAGCUCAACAAGAGCAUUUUCCGUCCCACCAUUGUGUGGAACAAGGAGGGCAAGCGGCUCGCGCAGGAGCAGAAGAUCAUUGACCGGCACGCGAUGGAGCGCGAGGACCGCAUGCUGGCUAUGAAGGACAUGCAGGACACGCGGUCGCGGUUGCACUCUGCUGCUCGGCAGGGGGCGGGAGGGCGCGCACUCGAGCCGGGACAGCAGGCACGACGCGCAGCCGAGCGCAAGCGGUACCAGUUUGAAGCGACGGCGUCGGACGACGAGCUCGAGGACGAGCUUGCGGAGAACCUGGACGAGACGCACCAGAUUGCGUCCCGCCUCAAGGGUCUCGCGUCGGCGAUGGGCACCGAGGUCGACAAGCAGAACCAGCGCAUCGGCCGCAUCACGGACAAGACGGACAACCUGGAGAUCAAGGUGCAGCUGAACACGGACCGCCUCAAGGCGAUCAAGUAAGCAUUUGGACGGCGUAAUAUUUCUUGUAGCAUGUAUUAGAGCGAGGCGAGCGUGAGCGCGCGGGAUGCAUCAGAGAUCAUGUCAA
Cutaneotrichosporon oleaginosum is the source of this 1413-nucleotide messenger RNA. RefSeq lists its product as uncharacterized. Gene Ontology annotation, cellular component: plasma membrane; SNARE complex. The record is from RefSeq and is a predicted model, not a curated record. NCBI's taxonomy places the organism in Eukaryota, Fungi, Basidiomycota, Tremellomycetes, Trichosporonales, Trichosporonaceae. Gene Ontology annotation, molecular function: syntaxin binding; SNAP receptor activity. Gene Ontology annotation, biological process: exocytosis; vesicle fusion.